This is a messenger RNA of Coniosporium apollinis CBS 100218, 4104 nucleotides long. Its product is annotated as 5-oxoprolinase (ATP-hydrolyzing). The transcript is spliced from 4 exons. Gene Ontology annotation, biological process: glutathione metabolic process. The coding region runs from base 1 to 4104 and encodes 1367 amino acids. Gene Ontology annotation, cellular component: cytosol. The record is from RefSeq and is a predicted model, not a curated record. Gene Ontology annotation, molecular function: 5-oxoprolinase (ATP-hydrolyzing) activity. Lineage: Eukaryota; Fungi; Ascomycota; Dothideomycetes.
AUGGGUUCGCUCAAGAAGAGCGACCGCGGCAUCCGCAUUGCCAUAGACCGAGGAGGCACCUUCACGGACUGCGUAGGUAACCCCGGCACCGGCAAGAUGGAAGACGAUGUCCUGAUCAAGCUCCUCUCCGUUGAUCCCGCCAACUACUCCGACGCGCCUCUCGAAGGCAUCCGCCGCCUGCUCUCCAAGUUCACCAGCCGCGACAUCCCGCGCGGCGAGGCGCUCGACACUUCGGUCAUCGAGUCGAUACGGAUGGGCACGACGGUCGCGACGAAUGCACUGCUAGAGCGCAAGGGCGAGGAUAUCGCCAUGGUGGUGACGAAGGGGUUCAAGGAUUGUCUAGAGAUUGGGAAUCAGAGCCGGCCGAAUAUCUUCGACUUGGCGAUACGGAAGCCGGAGGUGCUGUAUAAGACGGUCGUGGAGAUCGAAGAGAGGGUUACGCUGGAGGACUAUGCUGAAGAUCCGGAGAGGGGAAAUACGGAGGCUCCGUCAGUUGAGGAGGCGGGGGACAACGCGGAAUUGGUGAAAGGGUUGAGUGGGGAGGCGGUGAGGAUACUACAGAGGCCGGAUGAAGGGAGGAUAAGAGAGCAGCUGAAGGAGGUGUAUGAUAAUGGGCUCAGGAGUAUAGCGGUGUGCCUGAUGCACGGGUAUACAUAUCCGGCGCACGAGGCGCUGGUCGGCAAGAUUGCAAAAGAGAUCGGGUUUGAGCAUGUCAGCUUGAGCCACGAGCUGAUGCCUAUGAUCAAAUUAGUCCCACGAGCAACUUCAGCGUGUGCGGACGCGUAUCUCACUCCCGCAAUCAAGAAAUACAUAUCAGGCUUCGCGGCAGGCUUCGAAGGCGGUCUGGGUACCGAGAGUGUCAAGCGAGAAGAAGGCGCGAAAGGUGCAAGAUGCGAAUUCAUGCAGUCAGACGGCGGUCUUGUCGACGUGGAUAUCUUCUCUGGACUCAGGGCUAUACUAUCCGGACCCGCUGGCGGCGUCGUUGGAUAUGCGCUAACGUCCUAUGAUCCCGAGACGAAGAUACCGGUCAUUGGUUUCGACAUGGGCGGCACGAGUACAGACGUUAGCAGAUACGGCUCUGGCAGAUACGACCACGUCUUCGAGACCACUACAGCUGGCGUCACCAUACAAUCCCCACAACUCGACAUCAACACGGUCGCCGCUGGCGGUGGCUCACGUCUGUUCUUCCGCCAUGGUCUCUUCGUUGUUGGUCCUGAGUCUGCCAGUGCACACCCCGGGCCUGCAUGCUACCGUAAAGGUGGGCCGCUCACCAUCACAGACGCCAAUCUAUUCCUUGGCCGAUUGUUACCAGACUUCUUUCCCAAGAUCUUCGGCAAGAACGAAGAUGAGGGCUUGGAUACCGAAGCAAGCAAGAAGCUGUUCGAAGAGCUCACUGAGCAGAUCAACAAGGAGAACUCUGGCGGAGAUAAGGAUAGGGAGAUGUCCGCUGAUGAAGUGGCGUACGGCUUCAUCAAGAUCGCGAAUGAGACGAUGACGAGACCUAUCAGAUCUUUGACCGAAGCCAGAGGCCACGAUACUUCAAAGCACCGGCUGGCAACUUUUGGAGGCGCUGGCGGUCAGCACGCUGUGGCUAUUGCAGAAGCGCUAGGAAUAUCACAAAUCCUGAUCCACAGAUACUCUUCGGUACUAUCGGCUUACGGCAUGGCGCUGGCCGAUGUGGUGGACGAGCGCCAAGAGCCGGAUUCGAAGGUGUGGUCGGAUGACGACAAGGAGAUUAGGAAGUAUCUGCAAAACAAGAUGGCGGAUCUGAAGAAGAAAUCUACCGAGACGCUCAAAGACCAGGGCUUCGAUGAAGAGCAGAUACACUUUGAGGAGUAUCUCAACAUGCGGUAUCGUGGCACAGAAUCAGCACUCAUGGUCGUCAAGCCUGCGAAAGAAGAAGCAGACAAAUACUACGACGGAGACGAGUGGGCCUUUGGCAAGGCGUUCAUAAGACAGCAUGAUCAGGAGUUUGGGUUCACGCUUCCGGAUCGAGACAUCAUUGUAGACGACGUUCGUGCAAGAGGCAUUGGCAAAACGUUCGAAGGAUUAGACAAGACCGUGGACCAGCAGAUGAAAGAGAUCAAGCCGAAGGAUGUUGGAAAAGGCGAGAAACGCUAUGGCACAGCACAAGUUUACUUCGAAGGCGGACGGCAAGAAACAUCAAUAUACAAGCUUGAGGACCUCGAAGUGGGCGACAGGAUCAAAGGACCAGCCAUCAUCGCCGAUGGUACACAGACGAUCGUUGUGACUCCGGGCGCAACUGCCUUACUUAUCAACACCCAUAUUAUCGUUAACAUUGGCGAGAGUGAUGGCCAGGACAAGAAGGUCGACACAAAGGAGGUGGACCCAAUCAUGCUUUCAAUCUUCGCACAUCGUUUCAUGGCCAUCGCCGAGCAAAUGGGCCGGGCGCUGCAGAAGACCAGUGUAAGCACAAAUGUCAAAGAGCGGCUAGACUACUCGUGUGCACUCUUCGACUCUGAAGGCGGCCUUGUUGCGAACGCACCACAUCUCCCCGUCCACCUCGGAAGCAUGUCCACCUGCGUCCAGAAACAAGCCUCCAUCUGGGCCGGCAAGCUCAAGAGAGGCGACGUCCUGGUCUCCAACCAUCCCAUGUACGGUGGAACUCACCUACCCGAUAUCACAGUCAUCACGCCCGCGUUCAGUGGCGACAAGAUCGUGUUCUACGUCGCAUCACGUGCACACCACGCAGACAUCGGAGGCAUCCUGCCCGGCUCCAUGCCCCCAAUGAGCCGUGAGCUCUUCCAAGAGGGCGCAGCCAUCAAGUCCGAGAAGCUGGUCAGCGAGGGGAGCUUCAACGAGGAGAGAAUCACCGAGCUCUUGUAUACGGAGCCGGCGCAGUGGCCCGGUUGCUCAGGAACGCGGUGUCUAGCGGACAACAUCAAUGAUCUCAAGGCGCAGGUGGCAGCGAACCAAAAGGGCAUUAACCUAAUCAGCGCGCUAAUAGGAGAUUACGGAGAGGAUGUGGUGCAGUUCUACAUGAAGAACAUUCAGGAUAACGCGGAGCUGAGCGUGAAGAGUCUGCUGAAGGACGUGAGCAAGAGAUUUGAGGGACAGGACCUCAGUGCCAUUGAUCACAUGGAUGACGGUAGUCCUAUCAAGCUCAAGGUCAGCAUCGACGCGGAGAAAGGGGAGGCGGUGUUCGAUUUUACGGGGACCGGCCCAGAGGUGUACGGCAACAUCAAUGCCCCCGAAGCCGUGACCUACAGCGCAAUAAUCUACUGCCUGCGGAGCCUAAUCAGCGAGGACAUCCCCCUCAACCAAGGCUGCCUAAAACCCGUCCACGUCAAGAUCCCGAAGAAGUCCUUCCUCUCGCCCUCCGACAAGGCGGCGGUGGUCGGCGGCAACGUCCUCACCUCCCAGCGCGUCACAGACGUCGUCCUGAAAGCCUUCCGCGCGUGCGCCGCCUCCCAGGGCGACUGCAACAACCUGACCUUUGGCUUCGGCGGGAACCAGGCAGGGCGCGAGGGCGGCGAGCAGAAAGGUUUCGGCUACUACGAGACGAUUGCGGGUGGCAGUGGCGCGGGGCCUAGCUGGGAUGGCACCAGUGGCGUGCACACGCAUAUGACGAACACGAGGAUUACGGAUGCGGAGGUGUUUGAGAGGAGGUAUCCGGUUAUACUGAGGGAAUUUAGCUUGAGGGCGGGGAGUGGUGGGAAGGGACAGCAUGCGGGUGGUGAUGGAGUGGUCAGGGAUAUCGAGUUUAGGAUCCCGGUGCAGGUUAGUAUCUUGAGCGAGCGGAGGGUGUAUCAUCCGUAUGGGCUCGAGGGAGGCGAGGACGCGGAGUGUGGGCUCAAUAUCUGGGUUAGGAGAGUGCCGAGUACGGACAAGAAUGUUGAUGGGACGGACACGCCGAGAACGAAUGGAGAGGAGAAGAAGGAAGAGUAUAGGCGUAUCAACAUGGGCGGGAAGAACACAGCGGAUAUGCAGCCUGGUGAGCGGAUCAUCAUCAAUACGCCUGGCGGUGGUGGAUGGGGGAAGGCUGGGGAGGAGAGCAAGGCAAUCAGAAAGAUGGAUCCGAAACAUGGGUGGAGGCAAGGGAGUGUCGCGGAGAGGCAAGCCAUGGCCGAGGCGUCGGCUUAA